AUGCUGUCGCUCCUUUGGGGGGUGCCGCUCGUGGGUGUCAACCACUGCGUGGGCCACAUUGAGAUGGGCCGCGCCGUCACGGGGGCUGUCGACCCGGUGGUGCUCUAUGUUAGCGGCGGCAACACACAGGUGAUAGCUUACUCACAUCAGCGCUACAGGAUAUUUGGGGAGACCAUAGACAUGGCGGUGGGGAACUGCCUGGACCGCUUUGCGCGGCUGCUCGGGCUGUCCAACGACCCCAGCCCCGGCUACAACAUCGAACAGCUUGCAAAGCAGGAGACUGUGUUUGCGAUGCUGGUGGAGAUCACGGAGCGCGCCAUGGCCCACACCGGCAAGAACGAUGUGCUGGUUGUCGGGGGCGUGGGGUGCAACGAGCGGCUGCAGGGCAUGAUGCGCACCAUGGCAGAGGAGAGGGGCGGCACGCUCUACGCCACGGACGACCGCUACUGCAUCGACAACGGCGCCAUGAUCGCGUGGCCGGGCCUGCUGGCCUUCAAGUUGGGGCUGACCACGCCCCUCAAGGAGACCACCUGCACGCAGCGCUUCAGGACGGAUGACGUGCUCGUGGCCUGGAGGGACGACUGA
Molecule: messenger RNA, 585 nt
Organism: Monoraphidium neglectum
Lineage: Eukaryota; Viridiplantae; Chlorophyta; Chlorophyceae; Sphaeropleales; Selenastraceae
Product: O-sialoglycoprotein endopeptidase
Exons: 6
Coding region: 1-585 (194 amino acids)
Cellular component (GO): EKC/KEOPS complex; cytoplasm
Source: RefSeq, a predicted model, not a curated record